Messenger RNA from Polistes dominula (European paper wasp), 1889 nucleotides. It is a transcript of the gene eco, whose product is annotated as Establishment of cohesion. Gene Ontology annotation, molecular function: protein-lysine-acetyltransferase activity. Gene Ontology annotation, cellular component: chromatin; nucleus. The record is from RefSeq and is a predicted model, not a curated record. Gene Ontology annotation, biological process: mitotic sister chromatid cohesion. NCBI's taxonomy places the organism in Eukaryota, Metazoa, Arthropoda, Insecta, Hymenoptera, Vespidae.
UUAGAUGUAAAAAAAAGUUUAUGUAUAGAAAUUGUUUAUUCUACAAUCGUUUUUUUGGAUAAAAAGAAGAAACCAAUCAAAAUGUUUCUUAAGGAAAAAGCGGGAAUCCACGUGGAGAGGAAAGCAAAAAAAUGAAGGUAUAAAAUCAGAAGAUUAAAUAUUUGAAAAUCAAGAAGGUUUCUCAAAUUUCGUGCAACAUGAAUCACAAGUAUUUAUACAAAAGACGCAGUUGGAACAAUAUAAACGCUGGUGUAUUUCAUCGUAUUAAAAAACCUAAACCAAAAUUAAAACCUACAAAUGAAUUAUCUAAAUCGUUAGAAAAGAAAGAAAAUACUAGAAAAUCAUCUAACGUUAAUGGAAUCAGUCAAACAAAUAUCAGCACGCAAAUGGUCAUCGAUGGAACACAAGCUCAAUCUAAUACACAAUCAAUUCAAAACAAUAUUUUACAUCAGACAAUUAAGCAAGGACCUAAUGCACCUAAAGUGACAGAUGAUUCAAGUUUCAAGUCAAAACAUUCAAAUGAUCAAGUUGGAUGUGAUGAAUUGAAAAAAUGUUUCAAUAAAGAUACAUCUAAAACUAUGGAUUUAUGUUUAGACGAUGCUACUGAUUUGAAAGUAGAUAAACCAGAAUUUGAAAAUAUAAUGAAAGAGAACAAAUUAGAUAACAUAUUGAAGAUAUUAGAAGACGAUUGGGCUAAUGAUGAAUAUGAUUCGAUGGAUAUUUUAGUUAAUGAUAAUACUCCAUUAACAUCUAACAUUUUAUUAAACAAUGUUGAAAAAAAAACAGCUUCACCCAAUGAACUAAGUGAAAUAACAUCUGCUAUGAAUAUCAUGAGCACAUCAAUUCCUGAUAAUACUAAAAAUCCUCUAUUUUCUUCUACUUUAAACAUUGAUAAUAAUAUAAUGACACUUGAGAAGGAAAACAAAGAAAAAUAUUAUCCACUAUUCAACAAAGGUUACUUUAUGACCGAUGUAGAAAAUAAGAAUAUAAAAUCGACACAAGGAGUUAAGAAAGGAAUGAAACGGCAAUUGUCAUCAAAAGGUGGUGGUGGAGGAGAAAAUCAAUAUCAAUUAGAUGUUGGUCAAAAACAUUUUGGAGCUACACAAUGUACUGAAUGUGGUAUCGUUUAUCAAUUGGGUGAUCCUGAAGAUGAAAAUGCUCAUUUGAAUUAUCAUAAUAGCAUUAGAACUUUAAGAUUUCAAGGUUGGAAAAAUGAAAGAAUUCUUAUGGAGGAUCCUUUAACGUCGAGUAGAAUAAUUUUAAUAGAACCAACCGAUUCUAAACAAUGUUGGAAAAAGGUAACCGAAAUUUUAAAUGUCGUCGACAGAGAUUUAGGUUUAGCUGAUUCAAAUUAUAGUGAUAAACAGGUAUAUUUAUACAUCAGAGAUAAAAACGUAUUGGGCGUGCUGGUAGCAGAGCAUAUAGAAACUGCAUUUCGUAUGAUACCAGAAUUAAUAGAAUUAAAUUGUUGUACAUCUGAAAAGACACCUGCUAAGUGUGGUAUUAAUGUUGUAUGGACAACAAUGAGUCAUCGUAAACAAGGCAUAGCUACUAAACUUGUAGAUACGUUGAGAGCCAAAUUUUUCUAUGGUUACAUAAUGUCCUUGGAUGAUAUCGCAUUCUCCACACCAACACCCAGUGGAAAAGCAUUUGCAGAAAAAUAUACCAAAAGCAAAAAUUUUAAAGUCUACAAUUAAUAAAUUACAGGUGUACUUGGACUUCAUUGUACAGCUUUAAUUUUAUCUUUAAGACAAAAUUUUCUUCGUUGUCAUCAUUUUUUACAUACAACAAAUGCUAUCUACAAGUUGGUUACGCACAAUGAAUUUGAAAAACGUUUUUCUUCAGGUAUAUUUUUGAUAUAUAAACAUAAAACCUUUUAAAAAAUUACU